Messenger RNA from [Torrubiella] hemipterigena, 896 nucleotides. The record is from the annotation of a GenBank genome assembly. Lineage: Eukaryota; Fungi; Ascomycota; Sordariomycetes; Hypocreales; Clavicipitaceae.
AGAAAGUCGAUAAAAAUAUUUUGGACAUAGGUAGUCACGUACUUUUGUUAGCGUCUUGACAGAAGCUUGGCCCUCGGCUAUCGAUUCAGCUACGCGGGGGUGGAACCAUUCGUCCCCGAUUCACCAUCAUCACCAUUCGGCUGCAUGCUGCUGCAACUAUACCAAUCCAUAGCAGAGCUGACGAGAGGCUCGCUAAACACAGAAACAGAUGGAUUCUUUUAAGCUGGAAAGGCUCAUCUGCCCUGCUCUCAACAUCUUACCGCCAAACACAUCGCCGAGGAUAUAUGCCGACGCCAUUGCGUACUUUGAAGCUAUUCCGUGGACCGCCGCCCUGCUCAAGAAGCCGCGCACAAUUGCAUUCGUUCCACAAACAGUGAAUCCGGCGGAUGAGAAUGACAACCAAUUCUUCUCUCAGACGCUUCUAGGCGAGCGCGGUCUGAGACACAUGCUUUGCCUCUUCACCUGCGACGACGAUGCCCACGCGCGAGACCCGGAGCGACCAAUCACCAAGGUCCACGUACUAUACGCUGUUGGACCAGCGCUGGGCGGAUAUCCUGGCAUCUUACAUGGCGGUAUGACCAUGACCAUGAUGGACGAGGGCAUGAGCGUGAUCAACGAGCUGAACCUGGCGCUGGGCAAGACGAGCUCUGUCUUCCAAUCUACGAGCGUCACGGCCGGGUUGGACAUCAAGUUUGUCAGAGGGGUUCCCAUUGAUAGCUGCGUAUGCGUGACGGCACAGGUAGAUGGCUGGGAAGGACGCAAGACGAGGAUAAGCGCCGUAUUAACAGGGGCGCAGAAUGAGGUGCUUGCAAAAUGCACCAGCAUGUGGGUAGCCUUGAAAGCAAAGGUAUAAAAAGGCAGGGGUUGCAUAUGGCGUGUACAUGUAUAUAGAAAAG